ACAAAAUUGUCAUUUCGUCUAGCAAGAUUUUAAACUAAACCGCCGAAAAUGAACGUUCGCUCGCUCCUUCUCACACAAAUGUUUUAAAAACUUACCGAAAUUCGACCGUUGCAGAGACUGAGAGAAAUCCCAGAUUUCCACCGUUUCAAAAACAGAGGCUCCCCUUUUCGUUUCUCUCUCUUCUUUGAAGUGAACCGAAACAAAUUUCUCUCUCUUCUUCAUUGCUGUCUCUCUCUCUACAAAUUCACAAUCAUGGCAGACCAAGGCACGAACCCUUCAAUCAUGGAGCCAAAGCCACUACACCCACUCCACCAGAUUGCAGAAACACCGACACACAAACUCCUUUUGAAGCAAUGGCUAAAAGAAGAGGAGCUAAUCCUAAACAGAGUUGCUCUUAAAGAAACCCAAAUUGAUUCAGUACGUAAAGAAAUAACACAGCUUUAUAUCUUCUUCUUCCUCUUCCAUUCCAUUUCCUUGCUUCUUCUCUUCAAUGCCUCUUCUAGAGACCCACCUGGAAGUGGGUCCUACUGUAAGAGAUCAUGGAUCCCAUCAUUGUGUUCUCUUUUGUGUUCUUUGGGGAUAAUCUGGGCAGUUCGAUAUAAAACAGAUGUAGAAUGCCAUAUGGAGAAGUUGUUGGAGAGAGAGAAAGAAGAUGGGAAGUUAUUGGCCAAGUGUGUAGAAGAGUUGAAGAAGAAAGGAAUAGAAUUUGAUCUUUUAAAGGAAGUUGAUGCGCUUAGAAGAGCUAAGAGUUUGCGCGUGGAGACGAAGGUGGUAAGGAAAUGGUCUGCUAGGGAUUUUGUUACUCUGUUUUUCUUUACCGUGUCAUGUUUAGUUCUGGGAUUGACAAGGAUCAUUUUGUGCAGUUAGGUUGGGUUAUGGGGUUUUGGGAUUUUGAAUAUGAUGGCAAAAAUUCUUUGUUGCUGCUAUUUGUCUUGGGUAGCAACCGAUUGUGCAGAAUAUUCUGUUCUGCUAUUGUAAUUUGGGGAAUUUUAUAGUGGAGGAAUCAUGAAAUAAAUGUGAUUUAGAAGUUUGAUGGUAUUACAUUUGAUUUGUAUUUCAUA
Jatropha curcas is the source of this 1061-nucleotide messenger RNA. NCBI's taxonomy places the organism in Eukaryota, Viridiplantae, Streptophyta, Magnoliopsida, Malpighiales, Euphorbiaceae. The record is from RefSeq and is a predicted model, not a curated record.